Molecule: messenger RNA, 933 nt
Organism: Sordaria macrospora k-hell
Lineage: Eukaryota; Fungi; Ascomycota; Sordariomycetes; Sordariales; Sordariaceae
Biological process (GO): translational initiation
Cellular component (GO): eukaryotic translation initiation factor 2 complex; eukaryotic 48S preinitiation complex
Molecular function (GO): RNA binding; translation initiation factor activity; ribosome binding
Source: RefSeq, a predicted model, not a curated record
AUGUCGCUCUCCAACUGCCGUUUCUACGAGGAGAAGUAUCCUGAAAUCGACUCCUUCGUCAUGGUCAACGUUAAGCAAAUCGCCGAUAUGGGCGCCUACGUCAAGCUUCUCGAGUACGACAACAUCGACGGCAUGAUCUUGCUCUCUGAGCUUUCCAGAAGACGUAUUCGUUCCAUCCAGAAGUUGAUCCGUGUUGGUCGCAACGAGGUCGUCGUCGUUCUCCGUGUCGACAAGGAGAAGGGUUAUAUCGAUUUGUCCAAGCGCCGUGUCUCCCCCGAGGAUAUCGUUCGCUGCGAGGAGCGUUACAACAAGAGCAAGAUCGUCCACUCGAUUAUGCGCCACGUCGCCGAGAAGACUUUGAUCCCCAUCGAGCAGCUUUACGAGACGAUAGGAUGGCCCCUCAACAAGAAAUACGGCCACUCGCUUGAUGCUUUCAAGCUUUCGAUCACCAACCCCGACGUCUGGAACGAGAUCCAGUUCCCCACCGAGGCUGUCGCCGAGGAGCUCAAGACCUACAUCAGCAAGCGUUUGACUCCCCAGCCCACCAAGGUCCGUGCCGAUGUUGAGGUUACUUGCUUCGGUUAUGAGGGUAUCGAUGCUAUCAAGACCGCUCUCCGCACCGCGGAGGCUCGCAACACCGAGGAGACCCAGGUCAAGUGCAGACUUGUGUCCCCCCCUCUUUAUGUUCUCACCAACACCUGCUUGGACAAGAACGCCGGUAUUGCCCGCCUUCAGGAGGCCAUCCAAGACAUGAAGACCAGCAUCGAGGCUGCUGGUGGGCACCUUGUGGUCAAGAUGGAGCCCAAGGCCGUCACCGAGUCCGAUGAUGCUGAGCUCCAGGCUCUCAUGGAGAAGCGUGAGCGUGAGAACGCCGAGGUCAGCGGUGACGAGAGCGUCAGCGAGUCCGACGAUAAUAUCCCCGAGACCGUCUAA